AUGACCGGCGGACGCAGUGCCGAUAUCUCAACCGAGGAGGGCGGGGCCUUCUCGAUGUUCGGUGGCGACAUCGGUGGCCGCAACAUCGAACUGGUGCCCGGCGAGCGCGUCGUCCAGGCCUGGCGGUCCCAUGCGUGGCCAGAGGGGACCUAUUCGCUGGUUUGCUUCGCACUGAGCAAGAGCGGAGAUGGCACGCGCGUUGUGUUCGACCAGAGCGGCUACCCCGAGGACGCACACGAGAUGCUCGCCGGCGGAUGGCAGAUGAUGUAUUGGGGGCCGAUGAGCGAGAUGCUGGCGGGCAAGCCCUUGGGGCGCGGUUUCAUGUUUGUUCUCGAUUAUCUGCCCUAUGCCAUCGCGCUGGCCAUUGCUGCCGCCAUUCCCGGACCCGGCAUUGCCGCGGCGGUCGGCAAGGCGCUCGGAUCGGGCUUUCGUCCGGCGGUGUGGUUCGGCACCGGGCUGGUGUUGGGCGACCUCACCUAUCUCACGCUUGCCGUUCUGGGGCUGGCGGCGGUGGCCGCGGCCUUUUCGGGGAUAUUCGUUGUCGUCAAAGUGCUCGGUGCCGCCUAUCUCGCCUAUCUGGCGUGGAGCUUCUGGCGGGCCGGGAUCGAUCCGGAAAAGGUCCGGGCCGGCAAGGGCAGUGGUGCCAUGGCCUCGAUGCUGGGCGGCUAUUCGGUGACGCUGGGCAAUCCCAAGACCAUCAUAUUCUAUAUGGCGCUGUUACCCACGGUGGUCGAUCUGGACGCCAUUACGCCCGAGCGGUUUGCCGGGCUGGUCGUUACGACGAUCAUCGUGCUCUAUCUUGUCGUCGUGCCUUAUGUGGCGCUGGCCGCCAAGGCCCGCGACUUCCUGCGCAAUCCGCGGGCGCUCAAGGCCCUCAAUCGCGGCGCGGCGGGCGCCAUGGCAGGGGCGGCGGCCUAUAUCGUGCUCAAGCCUUAG
Molecule: messenger RNA, 936 nt
Organism: Symbiodinium necroappetens
Lineage: Eukaryota; Dinophyceae; Suessiales; Symbiodiniaceae
Source: the annotation of a GenBank genome assembly